AGAGUAUGGCGUCGUUUGUUGGCGUCGUUUACGUUUCCACUUGCACUGUUCCAGGUUUCAGCACAGCUCAGUUGCCAGUUUGAGUGCAAUAAACUCAACAGUUGUUUACCUUUUGUGGGGAACACGUCAACAUAAAGAAAUCUUCAAUUACACUUUGCUGGGAAACUGAACAAGACCAGUUUUGGUAGUUUAUCCGAGAGACUCUAGAAGAAAGGAAUCGUAUUAUGCAGCCGUUCAUCUAGCUAGUUUCUGUAUUCUGGCAAAGAAAACCAGCUCUGUUUUUGUCUGUCCAUUAGAAAUUAUCUUUUUUUUUGUCGACUCGCCACAUUUGUUCGUCUUGGGAGUUGAGCUGAGAGCGGACUAUGGAGUCGUCGACCACUGGUGUAGUGAUUGGCACAUUCAUCUUAGCCAUAGCCAUCUAUGUGUUAAUAUCUCUCUUCAAAGGAGAGGAUAAAAAGGACGAGGACUCCUCAUCAGGAACAGCGAAAAAGGGCAAGGAUCAAGCUGAGAAACCCAAGGCUGCAUCAGCGGCGGCGGCAGCGGGCGGCGGCAAGAAAAAGCUCCAGCCGGCCAAGCUGAAGAAGAUCGACCUGUCCUCGCACCCGUGCCUGGCCGCGGACCUGAGAGGGCACACGGCCCCCGUCCUGGGGCUUAGCGUCGACCCGUCCGGCGACUACCUGGCGUCUUGCUCCGAAGACCGUACGAUACGCAUUUGGUACUCGAAUGACUUCUCGACGAGGGAUCACAGGUACCAUCGUAUCAACGUGGAGCUCGACCAUGCCAAGUCACUAUGCUUCAGUCCCGACUCCAGAGCUCUUGUGACAGCUCUAGACGACGCCCAGGCCAUCCGGGUGUUCAAGCUAAAUCGCAAGAAGGACGGUACCGUCCAGGGCUCCUCUGUCAUCCUCGACCUGCAGAAGGUUCACUCUUUGCCUAUUCUCAACGUGGCUAUAGCCUCUACUGGCAAGUUCAUGCUGACCGCGUCUAGUGACAACAAGAUUGUUAUCUGGACACCAAAAGGAGAUGUUCUGGAGUCCAUUGACACUCGUCAGGUGACUACACACUGGGCUGCUAUCUCCCCGUGCGGACGAUUCAUCGCCUCGGCUGGUUUCACAUCCGACGUGAAGAUUUGGGAGGUGAAGUUUAGCAAGUCGGGCGAGUUCCUUGCUGUUAACCGUGCCAUGGAGCUGAAGGGCCAUACCAGCGCCGUCUACCAUUUCAGUUUCUCUGCCGACUCUAAGCGAAUGGCGACCGUGUCGAAGGACGGUCAUUUCAAGGUGUGGGAUAUUGACGUGAACUUUGAAUUGCGGCAAGACCCCAAACUGCUGACGGACAAGGACCACUUUGCACAGCUUGGUAGCAGCUCUAGUGAUCCGAUGUUAGCCGCUAUCUCCCCGGAUGCCACAACGGUGGCUGUAGCUUCUGACCGUACUGUGUCCGUGUACCGUGCCGACGGUACUGAUGUCAAUAUGUAUGGCGUCGUGCAUGGAGCGGACAUCACCUCGCUGGCGUGGCAUCCCGACUCUCGGCUACUCUGCUCUGCGGGCGCUGACAAGCGUGUGUGCGUCUGGCACAACCUCACCGGUAUGCAGGCCAACAUAGAGCAGCUUACGACGAAGAUCCGCUCCACACGCGCCGACACUGUUCGCACUCGCCUCCAAGGACAACUCGAUGAGCUCAAGACACGUGUCGACGACAUUCAAGCACUCCGUGCAGUGGCUGCCACUGCCUGAGUACCGCUUGCCAGAAACGACAGCAUCAGCAGCGUUACUGUCAAUGCACCAUUAUAUCUAUGAGGAGUAUGCAAGCGCCUAUGUGUGCACAUGUGUGCAUGCGUGCGUGUGUGCGGCGCUACUGUCAAUGCACCGUUAUAAUUAUAUCUAUGAGGAGUAUGCGUGCGUGCCUAUGUGUGCAUGCAUGUGUGUGUGUGUGUGCGAGUGCGAGAGAGACGAAGUAGCGUUAUCUAUUCUUCAUUGCUUGCUUACGCUGUGGCAGGAAGCAGAGUGCUUGCGCUGGUUGAAUUGCACUGUUGUCGCAUGUCAGCCCUGCAUAACACUAGCUAUCUCUCCCCACAAACACUCCACAGUUGCCCUGGCAACACUUGCCAUGCUUAUAAUUUGCUCCUUCAUUCAUUGGCUCCGUUACUUGCUUUAAUGUCUCUCUUUUUUCGGUAAUUCCAACCUUCCCAGAUAUUUCCUAUUUUACCUGUCCUUUUACCUGUCCUUUUCCCUUGGUUUGUACCUGCUCCCGAAACACACCAUCAACAUACGCUUAUAGGCGAUUCA
This is a messenger RNA of Sycon ciliatum, 2285 nucleotides long. Its product is annotated as transducin beta-like protein 2. The record is from RefSeq and is a predicted model, not a curated record. Gene Ontology annotation, molecular function: protein binding. Gene Ontology annotation, biological process: endoplasmic reticulum unfolded protein response. Bases 363 to 1733 code for a protein of 456 amino acids. Lineage: Eukaryota; Metazoa; Porifera; Calcarea; Leucosolenida; Sycettidae. Gene Ontology annotation, cellular component: endoplasmic reticulum. The transcript is spliced from 12 exons.